AUGGCCCCACUAGUUAGUCGGAAGGACAACUCCUCUUUAUUCUCCUUCAAUAGCACAUGGCAAGUCCUCGGGCCGUUUCAGAUUGGAACAAGAGAAGCUACUUGGGGUGCAGAUCCACUCGAGUAUGUCGGCGGCUUCAGGAAUCUCUCCUAUGAUCCAAAGGCUACAUUCCGGAGCUCAUUACCAGCCAAUGGAACGGCCACGUGGAAUAUCACAAACGCUGUACAGACGUCGAGCAGCCCCGGUGCUGCCAAUGCUUCCUUGAGCGUCAGCUACUCCAACGUUGAUUGGGACUUCUUGAAGGUCGUGUAUGGUUGGGCUGCUGUCCAGUACCAGGCCUGGGCUCGUGGAGAGAUCAUUGUGGGUGGUAACGCAACACAGCAUGUCAUCCUCCACACGGAUGCUAUACUAGAGUAUUGGAUUGAUGAUACGCACUACUUCGGAGGGGAUUUCUAUAGCUUCCGAAAGGCACCAUCUGUUCUGCAUCUCAAACCCGGUGCCCACAAGAUUGAUCUCCGUCUAGUGCGAGAUGUUCGAGCAUUCGGAGGCAUCCUAGAGCCUACCAUCGAUGUUAUCGUUGAUCUACAGCGAGCAUCUGGCACACUCGAACUCGCAAAGCCUGGCAUUCUCAUGUCAGACGUCGUCGAUGGCACGCUUGCAACACCAGUCGGGUCGGUGUAUCUGAGGAAUAGCGGUGAAGAAACUAUCGAGAUUGUUGGUAUUCAACCUUCAAAUGUGGGCGCUUCCUUCUCUUUUGUGGGGUCGGACCUCAGUUCUCAAUCACUUAUCACAAGCGACACUGAUCAAUUGACUUUGGAGCAGACAAGUGAUCAUGGUGGCCACAACAGUACCAGUACCGUAAUCGCUGCGGGUCAAACGAGACCGCUAACGUUCAACGUUUCCUUGCCUACUCACAACGCUUCAUCAGUAGCAUAUAACAUCACAUACAGGAUCGUCAACAGCACACAGCACUUCACGCUGCCAGUCUCUCAGAUGUUGAACCACAUUUCCGUUUACCGACCCCACAAAAUUACCUACUUCCAUCCAGGCGGCAUAGUUUCUUAUGCUAUGCUUCGACCUCCGGCCAAGAAUGCGACAUGCCACUCAGGCCAGACGAAGUUACCUGUACUACUAGCCCUCCAUGGUGCUGGCCUCGAGGCGGACAGCCCCAUGGUUACUGGCGCCUUGGACCCAGUCUCGGACCUUUGUGCGUGGGUUCUGUUUCCCACGGGCGUCACGCCAUGGUCGGGGGAUGAUUGGCACAACUGGGGCUUUGCUGAUGUCGAGACUGCAAUCGAUGCGAUACCUACCUGGAUCCAGAAUGUCGGUUGGAAGGGUCACAGUGUUGAUACCAACCGAUGGAUCGUAUCAGGGCACUCAAACGGCGGACAGGGGACGUGGCAUGCCUUAACCCAAAGGCCCGAGUACGUACUCGCUGCAGCUCCAGUGUCAGGUUACGCCAGCAUUCAAAAUUAUGUGCCGUAUGUGCUUUGGCAACCUGCAGACCCGAGACGAACAGCCAUCAUCAGCGCAUCACUCAAUAGCUACCGUCAUGAAAUGUUGAUGGCAAAUGCUCGCGGUAUUCCAAUUCAGCAACAGCAUGGUGAGAUCGAUGACAAUGUUCCAGCGUACAACUCUCGCCUCCUUUCACAGCAGCUAUACCUGGCGGGAACCAAUUCGAGUUACAAUGAGGUCAAGUCUAAGAAUCAUUGGUGGGACACUGUCAUGACCACGCCAGAGCUAGUUGACUUCUACUACACAGCAACGAGAAACCAAGAUGUGCUGCCGAGAUCCCUUGAAGACUUCAGCAUUUUGGUUGGCGAUCCAGGCGACAUGGGUAGCAAGGGCGGGAUUAAAGUCACGUAUCUGAAAGACCCGGGACAGUAUGGAAGGGCUGAUGCCAAAGGGCGUACAAUUAAGACAUCGAAUGUCCUGAGUCUUGAGUUUGAUCCUGUACUAUGGAAUGAGGCGGUAACGGUAAAUGGGCACCUGUUGAAGCUUACAGAAGCAGCAACUAGCUCUGGCUCUCCGAUUAGUGUAUAUGCAUCUGGCAACACGUGGUCGAUUGGAACACCGCAAGUUGAGACCACCAGCCCUCAGAGGCAUCAGCGACAGUUGGGUUCCAUGACCGCAAUCCUUCGCUCCCAAGGGCCGUUCGUCAUCCGACAACCUCUAGGUUCCGCCAAUACCUCUCAUCUUGCCCUGCAAAUCUCCCGGAACCUGCACCAGUAUUUCCAAGCCGACGCUGUCAUUAUCUCAGCGUAUACAAUCCCGACCAACGUCACCGGCAAUGUCAUUACGCUCGCGAUCGGAUCCAGCCUCGAACCUCUUCAGUCCGACUUUUCCAUACGUGUAUCCGAGUCCGGCGUCUCCAUCCGAGACCAUCAGGGCCAGCACCAAGAGUAUGAGGAAGAAGCCCGAGGGGCGGCCUUCUUGCGCCCACUUGAUGGCGGGCGGCUUGAUUUAGUCUUAUGGGGUGCUGAUGAGGAGGGCUUGCGACAGGCUACGAGAGUUGUGCCCAUGCUGACAGGUGUCGGCCAACCGGAUUUUGUGGUACUUGGGGAGAGCGCAAAAUGGAGAGGAAUCGAAGGUGCUUUGGCGAUGGGCUUCUUUGAUUCGAGGUGGGAGGUCACUGCAUCGAGUGUGGUUGAGACAGGAUAA
Messenger RNA from Cucurbitaria berberidis CBS 394.84, 2661 nucleotides. RefSeq lists its product as uncharacterized. The transcript is spliced from 3 exons. Bases 1 to 2661 code for a protein of 886 amino acids. Lineage: Eukaryota; Fungi; Ascomycota; Dothideomycetes; Pleosporales; Cucurbitariaceae. Gene Ontology annotation, biological process: proteolysis. Gene Ontology annotation, molecular function: serine-type peptidase activity. The record is from RefSeq and is a predicted model, not a curated record.